This is a messenger RNA of Anas platyrhynchos (mallard), 2408 nucleotides long. RefSeq names its product GTP binding protein 6 (putative) (gene GTPBP6). Gene Ontology annotation, molecular function: GTP binding; ribosome binding. Gene Ontology annotation, cellular component: cytoplasm. NCBI's taxonomy places the organism in Eukaryota, Metazoa, Chordata, Aves, Anseriformes, Anatidae. The record is from RefSeq and is a predicted model, not a curated record.
CGCUGAGGGGAGGUGGGAGGGGAAGGGGGGGGGCAGCGCCAUGGGGCCCGGCCGCCUCCUGCGGCCGCUGCUGCGCUGCUGCCGCCGCCGGGCGGUCCCCCCUCCUCUGCCUCGGGGGGCGGCUGUGAGGGGACCGCUCAGCGCCGCGCUCCGCCUCUGGGCGCCUCAGCGGCCGCCGGGCAGGGGCGAGCCGCCGCGGGCGGGCGGCGGGGGGCGAAGGGCGGGCGGUGACGACGACGAUGAUGAUGAUGAAGAGGAGGAGGAGGAAGAUGAGGAUGUGGAGGAGCUGCUGGGCCCCUCGCCGCUCGGCCCCGUGGCCGGCGCGCAGCGGGUGGCCGUGGUGCAGCCGGCGGUCCGCUGGGGGCCCAAGAAGCCGCAGUUCACCACCGCUGAGUUACAGAUUGCCGAAGCCGUUGCUCUCGUAGACACCCUUCCGAACUGGACUGUUUUAGAUAAAAUAAUUAUUCCUACAAAAAAUCCUGACAAGAAGUUCGUUUUUGGCAAAGGAAACUUUGAUGUUUUGACAGAAAAGAUUAAAAAAAUGCCCCAUGUGACAGCUGUCUUCUUGAAUGUGGAAAGAAUAUCUUCAGUAACAAAGAAAGAACUAGAAGAUGCCUGGGGAGUGAAAGUCUUUGACAGAUACACCGUUGUACUUCACAUUUUUCGUUGCAAUGCCCGCACUAAGGAAGCAAAACUCCAGAUUGCAUUGGCUGAAAUUCCACUCCUAAGGUCAAAUCUAAAAAAUGAGGUGUCUCAACUAGAUCAGCAGAGAGGUGGAUCAAGAUACAUCAUGGGCUCAGGUGAGACAUUUAUGGAGACACAGAAUCGCCUCUUGAAAGAAAAAGAACUUAAAAUUAGGCAUGUCCUGGAGAAGCUAAGAAGAAAAAGGUCUCUGCUUAGAACUCAGCGCAGAAAACGCGAGUUUCCAGUUAUCUCAGUAAUGGGCUAUACAAAUUGUGGAAAAACCACCUUGAUCAAAGCCUUGACCGGGGAAGCAGGACUUCAACCCCGAGAUCAGCUGUUUGCCACUCUUGAUAUUACAGCUCACGCUGGCUACCUGCCCUCACACAUGGCAGUUAUUUAUGUUGACACUAUUGGGUUUCUGUCUGAUCUUCCACAUAACCUGGUUGAGUCCUUUUCAGCUACCUUAGAAGAAGUUGCUUACUCAGAUCUGAUAGUUCACGUGAGGGACAUCACUCAUCCAGAAACCGUCCUCCAGAAAGCAAGCGUUCUCUCUGUUCUGAAGAAUCUCAAUCUUCCAAGCCAUUUAUUGGAAUCAAUGGUAGAAGUUCAUAACAAAGUGGAUUUGAUAGAAAGGUAUGAACCCACUGAAGAAAACACUUUAGCCAUUUCUGCUCUACAUGGACAUGGGUUAGAAGAGCUGAAAGAAGAAAUAGAGAAAAAAAUUUUGAAAGCAACAGGGAAGAAGAUUCUGACAAUUAAAGUCAACUUACAGGGACCUCAGCUAAGUUGGCUCUAUAAAGAAGCAACAGUUCAGGAAGUAGAAGUCAUGCCUGAAGAUGGCACCGCCAUGGUGACAGUGAUAAUCAGCAACUCUGCUUUUGGCAAAUACAGGAACCUCUUUCCCAGCAGUACUUUUUUUAUACCAUGAAACUCCAUCCUUUUCUAGAAAAAGAAACUGAUCUCAUUAUGAGGAUGUGAAAUGAAGUUACUGGCCCGUUAGCCUGGAUGUGGAAGAGUAUAUUUAUUAACCAGUUGAUGUUCUUGACACAUUGUAGAAGUGGACAGUGUUUCAGAAAACGUCUGGAAACAGUAAGAGCUUUGAGUUUCAUUCUGGCAGCAAGUGCAAGAACAGCACUAAAUUUUAUGUUGGGAGAGUUGUUGGCUACAGGCCUUGGGCCUCAAACACGUGGGAACCACUAGAUGACAUCUAAAUUAACCUUUGGAAAAGUACUGAGUUUCUUAAAUCAUAGAAAUUUUUUUUUUACCCUGUUUUUCAGAAUAAGGCGUGUUCAUGCAUUCUGCUUGAAUAUAUAUUUACUUAAAAAAAACUACCAUAAUUUAUUGCAGUGAAGCAGAAAACAUUGGUUUGUAUAUUUAAGCAAUGAAUAAAGUUACCUGUGAACAUCUUUCACCCAAUAGUGUUCCUGCAUACGGUAAUUUAUCUACAAUACCUACUACUGUAUCAAUUCUUAAAAGAGAAAACAUCAGUAUCACAGAAAGGAGAACUCCUAUUUCAGUCUUUAUUACACAAACAGAUCAAGUUUUAUUAAGUAAAGUAACAAGACAUUUGAAAGGUACAAAAGAUAGGCAGAAAAACAUUCUGAGUUAUAAUAACACUUCAUGCAGGUGGUGACUCUUCAAAAAAUUAAACUGAAUGACUGCUCUAUAUGAAGUAAAUAGAGGUGAGAACAUGGAUUAAAAGGCCCAUAAAAAAAAAAAAAAAA